AUGACAGACGACAGUGCAUCGUCGUUCUCAUUUACGAACCCUGCCGCUCCCGCUGGUGGCUCGCAGGCAGGGACAUCGCCGAGCAUCGAGACCGAUGGUGGAACCGUCACUGGAACAGAAACUUCAAUGCUCAACGAGGAGAUCACACAGCUACGAAAGGCACUCUACAACUCGGAAGACUCCGUCAGGAGAGAAGAGCUACGCUGUCUCAACAUCUGGAGAACGAGCGAAGAGAAUGCAAUGAAGAUCGAGAUUGCUGCACAUGACGAGUUUGUGAUCAUGAAUGCACGUCUUGGCGCUAUGACUACUGAAUUGCAAGAAUCACGUCAAGAAGACGAGGGAUCGACGUAUCGCAUCGAAGAACUGGAACGAUUCAGAGAUCUUUCUGAGGAGGUUGCAGCUUACAUCAACAUGAGGUACCAAGAUCUCAGGACUGAAUACAAUGAACAAAUGACCUAUGCUCAAAGCCUGAUUGGGAACAUCGGAUCGAGUGCAGCUGGAACGACUGAUGAUCUUCGAUCUCAAUUGCAACACGCACACAACCGUUUGACCUAUGAGAUUGAGAAUGUCGCUCGCCUAGAAAACUUGACCCAAUAUGCUAGUGCUCAGAGAGACCAGACAAUGGCACGCAUGAGGAGUGAGAUCCGCAUGAAAGAUAGUUCCACCAAGAGUUAUGAACUUGCUCACAGCCGUCAAGAGACCGAACUUUUGAAACGACAGUUGGCUAAUCAAGAGGCUAGACUUUCAAGCCAAGUUCCAAGUGUGAACCAAGAAGUUGCCACUCUCCAAGCCCAAGUCCGUCAGCUUAAAGGUGAAGCAUCCGAACUCAAGGCCAAAGAGUCCUGCAGAAGUCAAGCUCCAUUGGCUCUGGAGAACAACAGCAUAGGUGCAAGUGUGGAAGUCGCUGGCUAUCCAAAACGUAUGCGUUGCUUCUGGAACGAUUGUGAAGCGUGGGAGGAUUGGCUCAGGCCUGCUUUGGAACCCGAGACCUUAUAUCGAAAGAUUGAGCACUCCCAGUUGAUGAAGUUCGAUCUGUCAAGAUAUGAGUCAACUAUUGAGGGGGACAAAGACCGUUCUUACAAGUACCUUAUCGAUAUGAUCAGGAAACAUGUCAAGAAGAAGAUAGGGGAUCAAUUUCUGAAAGCUAAAGAGAAGGCCGUUAUGAACUUUGUUGGGAACCCAAAAGCUACGCCAGCUGAAGGUUCAGAUGAAGACCCACCAAAGAAACCCAAUCCUAAGCCAAAGGCCAAACCGGCUCCUGGAGGGAAUCCGAAAGGUGGGAAGACUGGCAAAGAUGGAGACCUAGCACCGGCAAAAGCCAAAGCCAAAGCUACACCUGCCCUGGCAGACAACUUCUUCUGCUCGGUUGAUGGUUAUGGUACUAGACCCAAAGCUCAUCGACGGGAUCCCAAUCGACCUUACAAGUUGGUUGACAUGGCCCACUUCAAAGAUGAACAAACACGCAUGGAAAGUUCUUUGGG
Molecule: messenger RNA, 1481 nt
Organism: Cladocopium goreaui
Lineage: Eukaryota; Dinophyceae; Suessiales; Symbiodiniaceae
Source: the annotation of a GenBank genome assembly